AUGCUCCUGCGCCUGACAAAUCGUCGAGGCCGGACCCAGGACCCCAGCCCGCCCUUCAACGCAGGCGCCUCGACGCCCGACGUUCUCGCGCUGGGCACGCACAACGACGAGUCCAUCGCGCAGUGGCGACAGAAGCACAGCAUCAACCCUGCAUCGCAGAUCCGCCUCGUCAAGCUCGCGCACAUGCGCUACCAGCACCCGGACCUGGACGAGAUCACCACGUUCCUGUUCGACUUUGGCUUACGGCUCGUCAGGCGCACUGAGACCGAGGCCUGGUUCCGCGGGUACGGGCCCGACCAGUACGUGUACUAUGCGCGACAGGGGCCGCGGAAGUUCCUGGGCGGCACCUUUGAAGUGGAGAGUUAUGCGGAUUUGGAGAAGGCUGUGCGCAUCGAAGGCGCGGGGGAGAUUCGGAGCUUGGAGGAACAGGGUGCGCCUGGUGGAGGCUCGAUUGUGACGCUGACGGAUCCAGAGGGAUUUCCCGUGAAUCUGAUGUUUGGGCAGGAGAGGGCUGAGAUGGGACAAGUACCGCCGAAGCUGGUGGUGAAUUACGAGCUGGAGAAGCCGAGGGUCAGGGAGUUUCAGCGGUUCCAGCCUGGAUCCGCGGCUGUUCACAAGCUCGGCCACUACGGUCUGUGUGUGAAGGACUUCGACCAGCAGUUGAAGUGGUACACGACGAACUUCAACCUCGUGCCGACUGAUUUCCUGUGGGUCAACGAGGGCGGCGAUGCGGCGCCGCAGACCAAGAAAACCGUCGCCGUCUUCGCACAUAUCGACAGGGGCCAGGACUACGUCGACCACCACACCUUCUUCAUGUCGACCAACGCCACAUCCCACGUGCACCACUGCUCCUUUGAGGUUCACGACUUCGACACCCAGCAGCUGGGCCACCAGUGGCUGGCGAAGAAGGGCUACAGGAGCGUUUGGGGCGUGGGACGCCAUAUCCUCGGCAGCCAGAUUUUCGAUUACUGGUGGGACACGACGGGCAACAUGGUGGAGCACUAUGCCGAUGGCGACUUGAUCAACGAGGAUACGCCGAUUGGGUAUGGUCCGGCUGGGAACGAGAGUUUGGCUGUCUGGGGCCCAGAGGUUCCGGCAACUUUCUUGCAGUAG
Messenger RNA from Didymella exigua CBS 183.55, 1113 nucleotides. RefSeq names its product putative metapyrocatechase. Bases 1 to 1113 code for a protein of 370 amino acids. Gene Ontology annotation, molecular function: methylmalonyl-CoA epimerase activity. The transcript has 3 exons. Gene Ontology annotation, biological process: L-methylmalonyl-CoA metabolic process. NCBI's taxonomy places the organism in Eukaryota, Fungi, Ascomycota, Dothideomycetes, Pleosporales, Didymellaceae. The record is from RefSeq and is a predicted model, not a curated record. Gene Ontology annotation, cellular component: mitochondrion.